Molecule: messenger RNA, 349 nt
Organism: Anguilla anguilla (European eel)
Lineage: Eukaryota; Metazoa; Chordata; Actinopteri; Anguilliformes; Anguillidae
Source: the annotation of a RefSeq genome assembly
AUGAAUCCAAUUAUUUCAGUCCUAAUUAUUACCACUACCCUCUCCUGCGUACUGAUUACAGUCUCAUUCUGACUUCCGCAGAUAAACCCCGACUCAGAAAAACUUUCCCCUUAUGAAUGUGGUUUUGACCCACUCGGGUCCGCCCGACUCCCAUUCUCAAUACGCUUCUUUCUAGUGGCAAUCCUAUUCCUGCUAUUUGACCUAGAAAUUGCACUUCUGCUCCCCCUUCCAUGAGGGGACCAACUACCUAACACUACAAAUGCAUUCUUCUGAGCUAUGUCAAUUAUUAUUUUACUAACACUAGGGUUGGUAUACGAAUGAAUACAAGGAGGACUAGAGUGAGCUGAAU